Messenger RNA from Brassica napus (rape), 904 nucleotides. RefSeq names its product floral homeotic protein APETALA 1-like. Gene Ontology annotation, cellular component: nucleus. Gene Ontology annotation, molecular function: DNA-binding transcription factor activity. The transcript has 7 exons. Gene Ontology annotation, biological process: regulation of DNA-templated transcription. NCBI's taxonomy places the organism in Eukaryota, Viridiplantae, Streptophyta, Magnoliopsida, Brassicales, Brassicaceae. The coding region runs from base 148 to 732 and encodes 194 amino acids. The record is from RefSeq and is a predicted model, not a curated record.
AAAUGUCAUGAAAAGAGUAUCCUAAGUUUGGCUAUUACAUGAUGAUUUGCUUAUUUACAUAGACAAAUAUGCAUAUAUACAUAUAACAUAUACGACAAUAAAUGGUUUAAGACAUGAAGCUAGCCCUAAUUCUGUGAGUUGAACAGUAUGGAGAAGAUACUUGAACGCUAUGAGAGGUACUCUUACGCAGAGAGACAGCUUAUUGCACCUGAGUCCGACGUCAAUACGAACUGGUCGAUGGAUUAUAACAGGCUUAAGGCUAAGAUUGACCUUUUGGAGAGAAACCAGAGACACUAUCUUGGGGAAGACUUGCAAGCAAUGAGCUCUAAGGAGCUCCAGAAUCUGGAGCAGCAGCUUGACACAGCUCUUAAGCACAUCCGCUCUAGAAAGAACCAACUUAUGUACGACUCCAUCAAUGAGCUCCAAAGAAAGGAGAAGGCCAUACAGGAGCAAAACAGCAUGCUUUCCAAAGAGAUCAAGGAAAGGGAAAAGAUUCUUCGGGCACAACAAGAGCAAUGGGACCAGCAAAACCAUGGCCACAAUAUGCCUCCUCCUCCUCCCCCGCAGCAGCAUCAAAUCCAGCAUCCAUACAUGCUCUCUCAUCAGCCAUCUCCUUUUCUCAAUAUGGGUGGCCUGUAUCAAGAAGAAGAUUCAAUGGCAAUGAGGAGUAACGACCUUGAUCUGUCUCUUGAACCCGUUUACAACUGUAACCUUGGCUGCUUUGCCUCAUGAAACAAUUCCAUAUAUAUGGAUUUCUAUAAUCAACAAUGAUGAUACAAUCAAAUUUCUGUGUUCAUUAUGUGGCAAAACGUGUAAUAUAUUUUUAAGGUCGGAGAGAACGAAUGACGAAACUGGUUCAGUUGACCCCUUUUCAAACUUAUUAUCAUUAAUUUGCUUCUCGAUA